AUGGCUUCUUCCAACCCGUGGGGGAAGGUAUCCAGCCCGAUCCAUGGUAAAAGUAAGGGCUUCUUCAACUUGGAAGGUGAAGUUCCAUCCAAAACCCCGUCUAGAUCUUUCAAAGAUGUGUUGUCGGGUGAUCCGAUGCAAGGUGAUAAUAUUCCUAAAUUUAUCCAGUCGGUAAUUAAUGGUGCUCCUGCUGUUCUUAUUUCUGAUGAGGACAUUCUUAAACUGGCAUCACCUUUUAAAUUUACUUUAGUUGGAAAAUUUAAUCUUCGUAGACCUAAUCUGGAUACCAUUCAGAUGUUUUUUGCUAAUCUUAAGCUUUCUGGUUUUUAUUCCAUCGGAUUACUGGAUUCUCGCCAUGUAGGGAUUCAACUUUCUAACGAUAUGGAUUAUAGUCGUAUUUUUGCUAGACGUUCUUAUUUCAUUAGUAACUGUCAAAUGAAAGUUUUAAAAUGGACUCCUUUCUUUGAUAUUCAAGAGGAAUCCCCUAUCGUGCCAAUCUGGAUUUCUUUUCCGAAUUUGCGGUUACAUUUUUUUAAUCCUCAAGUCCUGCAUGCUGUCGGUUCUGUUUUUGGAAGGCCCCUGCAAACCGAUCAAGCGACUGCUUCCAGGACUAGGCCUUCUAUGGCUCGAGUCCUUGUGGAAGUUGAAAUUUCUAAGAAACAUGCGAAAGAAAUUUGGGUUGGUUCCAGGGAUUUUGGUUAUAUGCAAAAGGUUGAGUUCGAAAAAGUGGCAGAUUUUUGUUCUCACUGUAAGAUGCAUGGUCAUGGGGCUGUGGAUUGUUUUAAAUUGCAUCAUGACUUGAAAAAAAAUACUACAUCUAAUGUUGAAAAAGUUGAUUUAUCUGUGAAGGAACAAGAACCUAUGGUUUCGGAGGCCACACCGGUAGGGGAUAAAGAUAUUGCUCUGGAAGCGGUUCAGGUAAAUUCGUUAGCUGUUAAUAAUUUAGAUAUACCGAAGAACUUAAAUAUUGCGGAAAAUUUUGUGGAAG
Molecule: messenger RNA, 988 nt
Organism: Dendrobium catenatum
Lineage: Eukaryota; Viridiplantae; Streptophyta; Magnoliopsida; Asparagales; Orchidaceae
Exons: 1
Source: RefSeq, a predicted model, not a curated record